AAGUCAAUGGGGGGCCAGUGUUGUUUGAUCACCAUGCACUGUUUUAUAUUUUCUUGUGUACUGCAGAAAACAAGUCAUGCAGAUUUGGAACGACAUGAGUAAAUGACGUUUACUUAAAUAUUUUUUUUAUUGAGGGGUAAACUAUCCCAUUAAAGAUAUAAGACAAGAUUAAAGACAAAUACAUAAUUUUUUUAGGUUAUUUUGACAAAAUAAGUUUGAAUUAUUUGAGGGAUGAUGUUCAUUUCUACAUGUUCUAAUACUGCCUAAAAUGAAUUAUCAAUAAGCAAUAAUACAUGUAUUUAUUCAUCUUAAUUAUAAAUAAUAUAUAGGCCAAUAUAAAGCCUUGUUGUGUUACAGUUUUAUCAGUUAGCAGCAUAAGUACAAUGUGAUCUUGCCUGUGAAGUAGGCACUUAGUUCGGGUGCCUGACUCAGUCCCCAAUACAACCACUUCCUUUUGCAUUGGGCCCCACAAAUGACCACCUACCAACCUCCCCGCCCCAUCCGAAACUUAACAUACUUAACAUAAAGAUAUUUACAAACACUUUCGAAAAAGUGAUGUGUAUGGAGUACCUGUGAACAUAAUGGAGCCAAAGCUCACCUGGUUGAUAUUUUCCUGUCUGAUCAGUCAGGUGCAUUUAGACCUCUCAGUGCAAGAAAUUUCACUCCUGGACACAGAUAAGAACCCAAAAUGUUUUACCAGGGAUUUAGAAAGCUUCACUUGCUUUUGGGAAUCAACAGUGGGAAAAUCAUUUUAUUUUAUCUACAAAUUUGAGGGCUCUGAAGAAGAAAUAAGGUGUGAUGUAAAACAACAGCUUUUAAAGAACGACGAGGUCCUAAAUGUUUGCGACUUUCCACCUAGCGAUGUGUAUCUGUUGAUCGAGACACAGAUAAGAGUUGUAGAUAUCGACACCAAUUCAACUGUCUACAACCGCAAUGUCAGUGUGGAAAUCCAGCUUCUUCUGUAUCCUCCCUCAAAUAUAACGCUCUGCCCGACUGGAGAGGUUGGGCAGAUGUUAGUUGACUGGAAACCACCAAAACAAUUUUGGGGAAAAGCACAGUAUGAAAUUCGUUAUCAUUCUAAAACAAAACAGAACAGCAAAGAACUGGUGUCAGGAUCUUCUCAUAAACUCACUUCUUUGGUUCCAGGAGAAAACUGCACAAUGCAAAUGAGAGUCAGGCCUGUAAAAGGGUUUUGGAGUGAUUGGUCAAGUAAUGUAACUGCUAUGGUUCCACAAUCUUCAGAUGACAUAAAAUUGUGGUGCCGCACUGCUGAUCUGAACCAACUAUUAUGCAAAUGGAGUACAGAAAUAUAUGAGGGCAGAUACAACCUACAUUACAGACAAACAAACAGAAGUUCGUGGAGCAGUUGGAAGGUGUGUUCAGAAGAGCACAACACUGUCAGUCAGUGUGUGCUGCAUGGUGAGGAGUCCACUGUCUAUCAGAUAUAUCUAAGCGCUGGUUUGGAACAAUUUGGUCGAACCUUUUACAGGAAGACGUUCAGUAUGAACAGCACCAUCCAAACAGAGCCUCCAAGAAGACUUUGGGCAGAAAUUGAAGGAUCAAGGCUUUGUUUAAAUUGGGAUCCACCCUUAAUGAUGAUUUCUGAAUAUCUAAUGUACCAGAUCCAGUAUAAACUUCAAGGAGACAAUAGGUGGAAGAUUUUCACAGUCCCCAGUUCCAAGAUCAGCACCUGUUUGGAUGUCCAACAGGGAAGUGAAUACACCAUCCAGGUGAAAGCACGGCCUGAUGGUUCGAUCUAUAGCGGAUACUGGAGUGACUGGACAGAACCUCUCACUGUCCACUUACCUUCAGGCAAAGAGUGGAUCUUCAUCGUCUGUGUACCACUGGCUUUACUUAUCAUUGCUUUUGGAAUCAUCUCCUUGUUCUACAGAUAUUUCAGUAAGGUCAAGCAGACUCUGUGGCCAUCAGUCCCGAACCUGAACAAGGUGUUAGAGAGCAUCCUGACAGAUUUCAAUGGAUCACACUGGGAGCCAUCAUUCAACAUCAAGCAAUGUGAAGAUGACACUUAUAUAUCAGUGGUGGAGAUUCUAUCAGAGGCUGAUGUUGCAAGAAAACCAUGCAAGGUAUCCACCUGUCUUUCAGUCCCUGAGCAGGCCUUCUUGGUUGAUGAAAAGGAGAAUUUCGUGGAGGACUUGGAGAUUGUACAAGAUUAUGUGCUUUUAAAAAACAACGAUACAAUCCCAUGUUUUAGAGGUAAUAACUAUACGGUCAGAGAUAUUGCUUUUUCUCAUUUGACCGUUGAAAAACUCAACUGCAGCCCCUCUCAAGAAACCACCACCAAUAUUCUUAACCAUUCAUAUCUCCUUUCUGAACAACCUGAGCUUCAAGAAGAGCAUUCAGCCCGUCGCUAUACAAACUUGGAGAUAACGGCAAGAUCCAUAAUAACAAAUGGAGAGUAAGGAUGGUUUAAUCGGUCAUAACUAAGCCUUCUUAAAAUCAUUAAGAUGAACAUUGUCUCUAAAGUGUUCUGGGUUAGCCCGUACAAAUACAAAAACUCAGCAGAUGGGAGCAAAGUCUGAGAUAAGUUUGACUUGUGUUUCUUGAAUGAUAGAUGAGGUUGACCAAACGGAACACUGUUAUAGUACAGUUAUACAUAAGCAGGAGUUCAAUGUUGUGUAAGAUGUGUGAACAUUUGCGUAAUGUGUGAAUCAGCUAACUGUAAGAUCAUAUGGCUUGCAAAGACAUAUUGAACAGCGGAGAUCUACUUGGACAUCAAUAACAGUCCAGAGUAAAAGCAUUGCUGCUCUUAAACGAAACAUUUGUAUGUUAAUGACUGUUGAUUGAGUCAAAAUUAUUUUCUGUUACGAGAGAGUGUGUGGGACCUUAUUAAUAAAGUGUUAUGGGACCCAAACAAGUUCACCACCAAUCCCCCGCCCCCCAAUUGAUUCCAUUCAAAGUGUACAAAGAGUAAAAUACAGGUUUUGAAUGAUAGGGACAGUGAAAAAACAUUUUCGGUUGCACUUUAUUUUACAGUACUACAGUGUGCUUAUAACGUACUUACAGUGUACUUACCUAAGAAAGUACUAGGAAGUAUAAGGUAAUGUAAAUUAAGAGGUAGGUUCAGGAUUAGUACCUAGUUAUCACCCAGUUAUUAUAUAUAUUGUAAUAAGAACAAAGCCUGUACAUGGGACUAUAUGGUCUACCAAAAUAUCUGUUCAUUGGUGAAUUCUCUUUAACAGUGUAAUAUGCUUUGGUUCUAAUUGAUUGUACCUUCAGUAAUUAUGCUUUCUAUAUUUUGUUGUAACACUUUGUGUAAUGAUUAUGACAUAAAACAAAAAAGCUUCAUAUUUUGGACUUUGAGUAAACAGCUUUAUUGUAUGAAGAUGACACAAAAGACGCACGUAAAAUCUGAAUAAAUCAACGUUCUGUACAUUUAAAGGUAUUAAAUUAUAAAUGUGUGAUUUUUGCUUGCGUAAUAAAAUGUUUUAAAACUG
Triplophysa dalaica is the source of this 3455-nucleotide messenger RNA. It is a transcript of the gene mpl, whose product is annotated as MPL proto-oncogene, thrombopoietin receptor. The transcript has 12 exons. The record is from RefSeq and is a predicted model, not a curated record. Gene Ontology annotation, molecular function: cytokine receptor activity; protein binding. Bases 582 to 2420 code for a protein of 612 amino acids. NCBI's taxonomy places the organism in Eukaryota, Metazoa, Chordata, Actinopteri, Cypriniformes, Nemacheilidae. Gene Ontology annotation, biological process: hemopoiesis; cytokine-mediated signaling pathway; positive regulation of cell population proliferation. Gene Ontology annotation, cellular component: external side of plasma membrane.